Triticum turgidum subsp. durum (durum wheat) is the source of this 3174-nucleotide messenger RNA. The record is from the annotation of a GenBank genome assembly. NCBI's taxonomy places the organism in Eukaryota, Viridiplantae, Streptophyta, Magnoliopsida, Poales, Poaceae.
AUGGGCGAGGCGGGGCACGACGCGCCGGCGGUGAAGGAGGAGGGGAAGGGGGCGAUGGCGGCGCCGUUCCCGGCGUGGGCGCGGACGGUGGAGGAGUGCGAGAAGCGGUUCGGGACGGACCGUGACCGCGGGCUAUCGUCGUCGGAGGCGGCGGCGCGGCUGCGCGCGCACGGGCCCAACGAGCUGCUGGAGCACCCGGGCCCCUCCGUGCUGCAGCUCGUGGCGCAGCAGUUCGAGGACACGCUGGUCCGCAUCCUCCUCGCCGCCGCCGCCGUCUCCUUCGCGCUCGCGCUCUCCUCGUCGGCCGGCGCGCUCACGCUCUCGGCCUUCGUCGAGCCGCUCGUCAUCUUCCUCAUCCUCGUCGUCAACGCCGCCGUCGGGGUGUGGCAGGAGACCAACGCCGAGAAGGCACUCGAGGCCCUGCGCCAGAUCCAGUCCGACCACGCCGCCGUGCUCCGCGACGGCGAGUGGGCGCCCGCCCUCCCUGCCCGCGACCUCGUCCCGGGCGACGUCGUGAUGCUCCGCGUCGGGGACAAGGUGCCCGCCGACAUGCGGGUGCUCCGCCUCGUCUCCUCCACGCUCCGCGUCGAGCAGGGCUCCCUCACCGGCGAGACCAACUCCGUCAACAAGACGGCCCACGCCGUGCCCGCCGAGGACGCCGACAUCCAGGCCAAGGAGUGCAUGGUGUUCGCCGGCACUACCGUCGUCAAUGGCUCCGCCGUCUGCCUCGUCGUGCACACCGGGAUGGCCACCGAGAUCGGCAAGAUCCACUCGCAGAUCCACGAGGCCUCGCAGGAGGACGAUGACACGCCGCUCAAGAAGAAGCUCAACGAGUUCGGCGAGGCGCUCACCAAGAUCAUCGGCCUCAUAUGCAUCCUCGUGUGGCUCAUCAACGUCAAGUACUUCUUGACCUUCGAGCUCGACGGAUGGGUGCCCAGGAACAUACGCUUCUCGUUCGAGAAGUGCACAUACUACUUUGAGAUCGCCGUGGCGCUUGCCGUCGCCGCCAUACCCGAAGGAUUGCCUGCUGUGAUCACCACCUGCCUCGCCCUCGGAACGAGGAAGAUGGCCGCCAAGAACGCGCUUGUCAGGAAGCUGCCCAGUGUGGAGACUCUCGGCUGCACCACCGUGAUCUGCUCCGACAAGACCGGGACGCUGACCACCAACCAGAUGUCAGUCUCAAAGCUCGUUGCCAUCGGUGAUGCCCCAGGGAAAGUGAGGAGCUUCAAGGUGGACGGCACUUCGUAUGAUCCCCGUGAUGGGAAAAUUUAUGACUGGCCUGCUGGGAGGAUGGAUGCAAAUCUUGAGAUGAUCGCAAAGGUUGCCGCUGUGUGCAAUGAUGCCAGUGUCUCACAUUCUUCAAACCAGUAUGUUUCCACCGGAAUGCCGACCGAGGCUGCUUUGAAGGUCCUGGUUGAGAAAAUGGGUGUACCUGAAGGAAAGAACGGUCUGUCGGUGGAUCCGUCUGAGACAUUAGGCUGCUGCCGAUGGUGGAGCAAUGCUGCCAAAAGGAUUGCGACGCUCGAGUUCGACCGUAUGAGGAAAUCAAUGGGAAUCAUUGUCACCUCCAAAUCAGGAGGCAACACUUUACUUGUGAAGGGAGCUGUUGAAACCUUGCUGGAGAGGAGUAGCCAUAUCCAGCUCCAGGAUGGUUCAGUUGUGCCAUUAGAUGAGAAAUCAAGAAAAGCUAUUUUGGCUAGUCUCCAUGAAUUGUCAACAAAAGCUCUGCGGUGCCUCGGAUUUGCAUACAAGGAGGAUCUUGGUGAAUUCGCAACAUAUGAUGGCGAAUACCACCCUGCUCACAAGCUUUUGCUGGAUCCAGCCAAUUAUGCGGCUAUUGAAACUGACCUGAUAUUUGUUGGUCUUGCUGGCCUAAGGGAUCCUCCGAGGGAAGAGGUCUUUGAUGCUAUUGAGGACUGCAGAGCUGCGGGCAUCCGUGUUAUGGUGAUUACAGGAGACAACAAAGAAACUGCUGAGGCGAUAUGCCAUGAAAUCGGUGUAUUUUCACCUGAUGAAGACAUUAGCUUGAAGAGCUUUACGGGGAGGGAGUUCAUGGCACUUGAGGAUAAGAAGACACUGUUGCGAAGGAAAGGUGGCCUUCUGUUUUCUAGGGCAGAGCCCAGGCACAAGCAAGAGAUUGUGAGACUGUUAAAAGAAGACGGUGAGGUUGUUGCUAUGACUGGAGAUGGAGUAAAUGAUGCCCCUGCUCUAAAACUUGCUGACAUUGGUAUAGCAAUGGGUAUCACUGGCACUGAGGUCGCCAAAGAGGCUUCUGACAUGGUACUAGCUGAUGACAAUUUCAGUACCAUUGUUGCUGCUGUUGGUGAAGGCAGAUCUAUUUACAACAACAUGAAAGCUUUCAUAAGAUAUAUGAUUUCCUCAAACAUUGGUGAAGUUGCCUCGAUCUUCCUUACCUCUGCUUUGGGUAUUCCUGAGGGGUUGAUACCUGUUCAACUUCUGUGGGUAAAUCUGGUCACUGAUGGCCCCCCUGCGACUGCUUUGGGUUUCAAUCCUCCUGACAAGGACAUCAUGAAGAAACCACCAAGGAGGAGCGACGACUCACUGAUCACUCCCUGGAUUCUGUUCCGUUAUCUGGUCAUUGGCCUUUACGUGGGGGUUGCAACCGUUGGCAUCUUUGUCAUCUGGUACACCCAUGGAUCUUUCAUGGGCAUUGAUCUCACUGGAGACGGCCACACACUUGUCAGCUACUCGCAGCUCUCAAACUGGGGCCAGUGCUCUACCUGGGACAACUUCACAGCCGCGCCCUUCACUGCUGGAGCUAGAACUUUCACCUUCGACGACAACCCCUGCGACUACUUCCAGGCAGGCAAAGUGAAGGCGACGACGCUUUCGCUGUCCGUGCUCGUGGCGAUCGAGAUGUUCAACUCGCUCAACGCCCUCUCUGAGGACACGAGCCUGCUGAGGAUGCCUCCGUGGGUCAACCCGUGGCUGCUCCUGGCCAUGUCGGUGUCGUUCGGGCUGCACUUCCUCAUCCUCUACGUGCCGGUCCUCGCGCAAGUGUUUGGCAUUGUGCCGCUCAGCCUGAAUGAAUGGCUCCUGGUGCUGCUGGUGGCCCUCCCCGUGGUGCUCAUCGACGAGGUCCUCAAGUUCGUGGGCAGGAGCACGACCGCCUCAGGCCCCAAGCGGCGUUUAAAAAAGCAGAAGGGCGAGUGA